Molecule: messenger RNA, 453 nt
Organism: Komagataella phaffii GS115
Lineage: Eukaryota; Fungi; Ascomycota; Pichiomycetes; Pichiales; Pichiaceae
Product: Mitochondrial protein required for assembly of ubiquinol cytochrome-c reductase complex (cytochrome
Exons: 1
Coding region: 1-453 (150 amino acids)
Biological process (GO): mitochondrial respiratory chain complex III assembly
Cellular component (GO): mitochondrial membrane
Source: RefSeq, a predicted model, not a curated record
AUGGCCGCCGCUAACAGCUCUUACCUGCUUUGGAAAAAGUCGUUGAUUUAUGGGGGUGGAAUCAUCGGCACUGGAGUUCUGCUCUACAAGUUCACGACUCCAACUGAGGAGCAACUUAUCGCCAGACUUUCUCCAGAGUUGAGACAGGAAUAUGAACAGAACAAAAGUCUUCGUAGGAAAGAGCAGGAAGAACUAAUGAAAAUUGUCAGAGAAACAUCAAAGUCUAAUGAUCCCAUAUGGAAAACGGGACCUUUAACUCCCUCAUGGGAAUCGUCUGCCACCGGUCCAACAGACCGACUUCCAAAGGGCAAAGAACUACUGGUCGCCAAGCAAGCCUUCGAAAAGAGUCAAGCAGAGGAAAAACAGAAAGAGGAACUAAGAUUGCUGAAGAAACAGGUUGAAGAAACGUCUCAGCUUGAAUCCAGCAAGGGAAGCAAAUGGAAAUUCUGGUGA